Molecule: messenger RNA, 2894 nt
Organism: Macaca mulatta (Rhesus monkey)
Lineage: Eukaryota; Metazoa; Chordata; Mammalia; Primates; Cercopithecidae
Source: RefSeq, a predicted model, not a curated record
AGAGGAGCCUAGGGACGAGGGGCGAAUGCCCUUGGGGAGGAGAGAGGUGCGGCGAGGACGCGAGGCAUCACGCAAGCUGCGCGGUGCCUGGGACGCAGCAGAAAUGCUAAGCAUCGGGAGCAGAGAGGGAACGUGAAUGAAAGUGCACUCUGCCUCGGUGCAGGGGCUCCGGGGUCACCCAGGACAGUGAUUUCCCCUCCUAUCCUGUCCUCCCAAUUAACACCCGAGAGACUGCAGGUCGGCGCGAGAGGCUGUUUGCAUCUCGGCCCGGGCGUAGGUCGCCUAGCGACCUAACGCCGAGGGCUCGGGGAAGGGAUCCCAGGCAGAGCCAAAAUGGAAGGCGGGACAAGGGCGGCCUGGCUGGGGCGAGGGGCUGGUCUGGGUCCUUGGGGACCCCUUGGCCUGUGGGCUUCGGUCUCCAGGGAGGAGAAAGGCAGCCGGGCUGCGGGGCCGCCGGACUGUGGGGUCCUCCUGGCAGAGAGACGGGAGGAGCGGUCGCCUGGGCUGUUGCGCUGCGCCUCCUCCAACUGCUGGGAAACUCCGCACUUCAGUAUUAGAGCAUCUCUUUCCUGGGCAGGUAGAAUUGGACAGCCUAAUGCUGCUAACCCCCAGUGGGCCAUAUAUUGGUACUAUAAAUUGAGUCUGUCAUUUGGAGAGACCAAUUUUGGGCAGGCAUCCAGGCAUUGUUCUGCAUCUCUGCAGUGUAUACGUGUUGUGCUGGUAGCCUGACAACCGUCCUUAACUGGUGGUGCCAAUAUGGUGGAAAGCAGGUAGUAUGCGUGUAUUGGGAUAAAUGUCUUAAUUCAUUAACAUAUUAUGACAACACGUAGUUAUAGCAGACUCAGUCAUUCCCUCCCCCAGAAGUUUUCUCUGAGGUCAGUUUAGUUGGUAUUUUGCCAAAGGCACACUCUUGUAUCUAUCUACAUUGGGAGGUAUUUCUCUCAUCUUAAUCUUUUUCAUAGGAAGAAGAAAUAAAUGUCUUCUCUCUAAGAUAUCACUGUCAAGAACACUGAAAGAAGAACCCAUUAAUGUAGGGAACGUUGAGAACUGGAACAGGCUGUAGGGCAUCUUUCCUACACUUCAGGUUAUAACUUCCAUUGCAUCACCACCAUUUACCGGUAAACCAGCACACACAGCAAUCAGUACUCGAAAUGGUCCUCUUUUGCAGAAAAAGCCUGCUUUUCUCCCAGCUUUGGUGAGAUAGAUAUGUAAUCUUCAUAAGGACCUAUAAGGAAUUCCUCUGUGGAACAAAAUUUUAAGCCUCCAGUGCAGGAUGCUAAAAGAAGCAACGCUUUAAUCUUGCCAGCCCAUACACAGUGAAGCUGAAGUGCUUCAAUUUACAGAUGUUUUACAUUUAGGAAGGCUUUUCCAACAAAGACCUACUGCAGUUACAUCACAGGCUCCACCUCCGCCUGCCAGCCUGCUUCUGCAAGCCUGUUAGUUAGGAUACUAUGUAUUGCUGUGCUUGAUUAAUGAAGAAAAGAAAUCUCCAAAUCAAAGAUUUAUUUAUUUCUCUUUUUGCGUUCUGCUGAUUUAAUUGAAAAAUAUGAAAAUUUCAAAAAUUAAUACUUGCAGCCAGGACUUAACUGAGGCGUGAUAAUAACUCUAUAAAUGUUAGCUUUCCAAGAGAUCUUAAGCAAAAUUACAGUAUUCUUUGUAAAAUCUUCGAUAAAUUGCAUUAGAAUAAAAAUUCUAUGAAAUUGGCAAAAUAAGUGAAAAUGUCAUAUAAUAAAUCAAGCAGCAUUUCUUAAAGCAUGUUACUGAGAGGUUCAGAAAGAAACCCAGUUACAUUAACAGAUAUGAAAUCUGGAUGAUUGAGAAGUUUGCAGAGCUUGCACACAAAUCUCCAGGUGACUUAAAGGAAGUGUUCUCCGAGUCCUCUGAGAAUGUUUAACAAAUCACUGUUAGGGUGUCCAGAUUUAGCAAAUACAAUUGUGGGCUGCCCAGUUAAAUUUGAAUUUCAGAUAAAUAGUGAAUUAUUGUUUUUACCUAUGUCCCAUGUAAUAUUUGGUACGUACUUAUACUACAAAAUAUUAUUAGUUGUUUAUCCCAAAUUCAGUUUUGACUGGGCAGCCUGUAUUUUUCUGGCAACCCUAGUUACUGGAAAUGUUUCAUUCCUCCUUUUUGGGUCAUUUGUGGGUUGAAAAAAUAAAGUGGAGCAGAAAUCAUAUGCUCUUCUGCAGACAAUCUGGGACAAGCUCAGUUCUGGUUCAAGCUUUUGAAAAUAACUCAUGCUUAAAAGUGAACAGUUUCACUUGAACACAUAUUGGUUGGGUAUCUCUGCUUGCUAGACUUAGUGGAAGGUGCCAAGAAUGCAAAGACGACAAGGGGAAAUGGGGCAGGGGGAGGGAUCUGCAUCAUAAUUUCUAGGAUUUGUUGUGCCAGGAGUGUGUGUUUAUGAUGGUGGUGGAGGGGCGUGUCUACUGUAGGAGCCUAGGAGAGGCACUGAACUAUGCUGGGCAGCUGUAGUCAGGGAGUGAGAUGCCUAGCAGUUUUGACAGGACUGGCCUUGAAUAAAAGAGCAAGAUCUUAUCCUGGGAGAAAAUGAGGGAAAAAAAUCUCUGUGUUAAUAGCUAGUAGAGUAGUGCUAGAAGUUGAAGGAUUUGAUCUGAUAGCCUCAGUGAGAGGACAGAGUGGCCUGCUGAGAAUGAGGGAAGGGAGGGGGAUUCUGAAAGAAAGAUUUUAAAUAGUCGCCAAUGGGAAUGGAAAAGAGAGCUGAAAAGGGACAAGGGCAGGAAUUGGCAAAUGGUACUUAGGUGAAUGGACCUCAGUGCAUUUAAAAUAGCAAUUGAUCUGCUGUUGACUCAUACCCUAAGUGCUAGUUUACUAUUCUAUUACCAUCCUGGUCUCAGGUAAAAAGUCAUCAUCACACAAUACUGGAAUAUAUCAUUUAA